Molecule: messenger RNA, 1139 nt
Organism: Anolis sagrei ordinatus
Lineage: Eukaryota; Metazoa; Chordata; Lepidosauria; Squamata; Anolidae
Product: 4-galactosyl-N-acetylglucosaminide 3-alpha-L-fucosyltransferase FUT6-like
Cellular component (GO): membrane
Molecular function (GO): alpha-(1->3)-fucosyltransferase activity
Source: RefSeq, a predicted model, not a curated record
AUGGACUCGAGUGGACUGGUGCCAAAUAUAACUUGCUGGAGGGUCUCGGUCUUCCUGAUCCUCCAGUUCAGCUUCGGUGCAAUCUUCUUUACUUAUGUCCGGCUACAUGAAAAAGCAAACCAAGGGAUUUCUGGGUUUGUUGAGGUUGGCCGGCCAAAAGGUCUGGAAAACAGUCCUCCGGUUGACAAGUGGUCCUCCAACCUCACUAUCUUGCUGUGGACCUGGCCUUUUGGUGGGUCUUUUUCAAUGCAAAAGUGUUCCCGGUUGCUGGGCCUCCCUGACUGCAACUUCACGGCCGAUCGCAGUUGGUACCAGAAGGCGGACGUGGUGAUCGUUCACCACCGGGAAGCAUGCAGGAGCCCCAAGAACCUCCCUCAAGAGCCGAGACCGCCAUCCCAGCGUUGGGUCUGGUUCAACCUGGAGUCACCCUCCGCCUCCCCUAACCUUUACUUCAUGGACAACCACUUCAACCUCACCAUGAGUUACCGCAGAGAUUCAGAUAUCUUCACUCCUUAUGGCUGGAUGGAGGUCCUCCCUCAGCCUCGAAAUGUCACCGUCCCACUCAAGUCUAAGCUGGCAGCUUGGGUGGUAAGCAAUUGGCAACCAGGCUCUCGCCGGGUGCAGUACUACAGUGAAUUGAAGAAGUACCUCCAGGUGGAUGUCUAUGGACAAAGUCACCUUCCUCUCCCUCGGGAGAAUCAUCUCUCUACCUUAUCCCAGUACAAGUUCUACCUGGCCUUUGAGAAUGCCAUCCAUGAGGACUACAUCACCGAAAAGGUCUGGUUGAACUCCUUCCUCUCCUGGGCGGUGCCUGUUGUCCUUGGGCCUCCGAGGAAGAGCUAUGAGCGCCACAUGCCUCCAGACUCUUUCAUUCAUGUCAAUGACUUCCCCUCUGCGCAAGACUUGGCCAAGUUCUUACAAGAGUUGGACAGGAACACGACACAGUACCAGAGUUACUUCCGUUGGCGUGCGAGGCUGCAGCCCAUUGGGAAAACCUUUUGGGCCAUUCAUUUCUGCAAAGCAUGCUGGGCCUUACAGAAGAAGCCAGUUCAAUACCAGACGGUUCCAGAACUGAGCAAGUGGUUCAAGUAAAGUGGAGCCCCACUAGUUGGACCUGUUGGUUGUUUUGGGACUCAAAG